AUGGGUGAUAGCAAUGACGAGAUUAGCUUGACUGAUGUUGUCGUGGCUCAGCCCGCCGCCAUUGAUCAAAAUGAAUUAAUUAUGCAGUUGAUGCAACAGAUCACCGAGAUGAGGGUCGAAAUGCAGAGAAUGCAAGAUCUGCAUAAUCCGGUUUUUGCUUUUAAUACUCCAGGAGAUGGGAGACCUCCACUCUACUUUCCUCCUUCGAACGCGGAACAGGCUCAGAACCCUCCCCACAAUCCCGCUCAAAAUCCCUCAACCAUCGACCCAACCACCCCAAAUCCCCAUCAGGCCUCCGUCUCUUACCAAACGCCACCUCCUCCUCAAGUCACUCAAAAUACCCAGAGUCCCUCCAUUGCUCCGCCAUUGCCUCAAAAGACUACUUUUCAAAUCCCAAUUCCAAAUGAACCCUAUGCCAACUGUUCCGAGCUUGAUCACUAUGAGGAACAAGAGAGAAAGUGGAGGUCAAAGGAAGAGGCAGCCAAGUUGAAUAUGAAAGAAGAGAUCAGGAAAGCCAUGAAUGAGUUGCAUUGUGUUCCUGAAGUCGAUGGUUUGAGCUAUGAGGAUCUGUGCAUUCAUUCGAAUCUGGACCUCCCGAAAGGGUUUAAAGUGCCAAAAUUUGACACUUCCGGAGGAACAGGGAAUCCAUUAGCGCACCUGAGAGCCUACUGUGACCAACUCGUAGGAGUUGGCAAGAAUGAAGCCUUGUUAAUGCGACUCUUUGGCCGAAGUUUGAAUGGAGAAGCCUUGGAAUGGUUUACUUCCCACGAGAUAAAGCAGUGGUCUAGCUGGAAUGCACUAGCUAAAAAUUUUGUCGAACGAUUCGCCUACAAUGUGGAGAUCGUUCCUGAUCGAUAUUCUCUAGAGAGAAUUAAGCGAAAAUCCCCUGAAAGCUAUCGUGAAUAUGCGUAUAGGUGGAGGAAAGAGGCCGCCCGGGUUCGACCUCCUAUGUCUGAGAAAGAGAUCAUUGAAGUGUCCAUACACAUUCAAGAGCCAGAGUAUUAUGACAGGAUAAUGUUGCUUAUUGGAGCAAAAUUUGUGGAGAUAGUCAAGGUAGUUGAGGCUAUCGAAGAUGGGAUUAAAACUGGAAAGAUUUCUCGCGUUGCCGCCCUAAUCGAAUCUUCAAGACUGUUGAAAAAGAAGAGAGAGGAUAUGUCUUAUAUUUCCUACGCAUCUGAUGGAAAAGGACACUUCAGAAAAUCCUCACCUUACAAAGGUCAUCCUCGAGCUCCAAAAAAUUCAUAUCCAGCUUGUUAUACCCAAUCAGCUCCAUCUCCACAUUACCAAAAUACCCAUCCAUAUUACCAAGCUCCAUCAGUUAAUUAUUCAAAUAUCCAAUCACGUUAUCAAAUUCCACCCCCGUACUACCAAAAUACCCCUCCUAGCUACCGAGCUCCACAAUACCCAAAUUUCCAAACGCAAGUACCAACUCACCAAAAUCCUCCAAACUACUGUCAAGUACCUUCACAUCCAGGAAAUAAUUACAAUCCUCCUCGUGAGAAGAAACCUUCUAGAGUCUUUACUCCUUUGGUUGAGAGCCGAACACAACUUUUUGAGAGAUUGAAAUCGGCUGGCCUGAUACAAACAAUUGAUCUAAAAAAUAUCAAUGUCAACUCCAAGCUUUAUAGACCCGAUCUUCACUGUGCUUACCAUUCAGGAGGUGCUGGGCAUAUUACUGAGGAUUGUAUCAACUUGAAGCAUAAAAUUCAAGACUUGAUAGAUCAAAAGGUUGCCACUCUUCAGACUGCCACUCCUAGUGUCAAUAGUAACCCCAUGCCGAAUCAUGGAGGGGUAACUAUUAAUAUGGUUAAAGUCGAAGAAGAUUUGAAUGUGAAUAAAGUUAUAAUCUCAGCCAACCUUGAAAAGCUUGAGAAAGUUGUAGCCUCUCCAACCUAA
This is a messenger RNA of Solanum tuberosum (potato), 1896 nucleotides long. RefSeq lists its product as uncharacterized. The record is from RefSeq and is a predicted model, not a curated record. The transcript is spliced from 3 exons. The coding region runs from base 1 to 1896 and encodes 631 amino acids. NCBI's taxonomy places the organism in Eukaryota, Viridiplantae, Streptophyta, Magnoliopsida, Solanales, Solanaceae.